Messenger RNA from Zymoseptoria tritici IPO323, 678 nucleotides. RefSeq lists its product as uncharacterized. The record is from RefSeq and is a predicted model, not a curated record. The transcript has a single exon. Bases 1 to 678 code for a protein of 225 amino acids. NCBI's taxonomy places the organism in Eukaryota, Fungi, Ascomycota, Dothideomycetes, Mycosphaerellales, Mycosphaerellaceae.
AUGGCGGAAGCAGCAAUGGCAGAAGCACCCUUGGCAGAAGCACCAGUAACAGAAGCUUCACGCCUCGCUGAACGCAAGCUCCGUGGCUUGGUCCAAUACCACACCGAGCUGAGCGAGUACCUCGCCAACAUGAGGGCCACGUACAUCCGCAGAGGGGACAACUACCACAGCAUUACACCCCACUUCAACACCUAUGGCAAGGGCCCACCUCCAGCCGCGUCUUUCAACCUCGUACACGCGCUCUUCACCUGGCCGCAUCACACCGUCGCAGGUACCAACGCUUUCGUUCGCAAACUGGUCCUACUGCGCCGCUUGCUCGCUUCACCGUUGUACUUCGAGGCCAGGAUGGCGCGAGCAAUCGAUGCGGGAGAGGAGGAUGCGAGGUGGGAUGAGCUGCUGCAGUAUGCCCAGAACAUGGAAUAUAUGACGGCACAAUUGGAUGUGGCGUGGGAUCACCUGUGUGUGCUGGACGACUAUGCUUUGGGUGACGAUUGUCGGUUGUGCAGGGCUGACAGAAGGGUCGUUCCUCACUGGAACAUUGACCGCAGGGCGUGGAUGGAAGGGAUCGAGUCGGUGGAGGACUUUUGGUUCCCGCCAGCGGAGACUAAUGAUGAGGAGGUCGAGGAGGAGAGUAGUGACGACGAGAGUGAUCACGAUGGCAGUGAGCAUGGAGAUUAA